Trichomycterus rosablanca is the source of this 1713-nucleotide messenger RNA. It is a transcript of the gene rasl12, whose product is annotated as RAS-like, family 12. Gene Ontology annotation, molecular function: GTPase activity; GTP binding. NCBI's taxonomy places the organism in Eukaryota, Metazoa, Chordata, Actinopteri, Siluriformes, Trichomycteridae. The coding region runs from base 1 to 768 and encodes 255 amino acids. The transcript has 5 exons. The record is from RefSeq and is a predicted model, not a curated record.
AUGUCUCUAAUGUUCGGGAAAACAAGAUCGUGUAACAUCAUUCCUGAAAACGAAUCUGCCGAGUGUAAUAUUGUGGUUCUGGGAGCGAUGGGGUCGGGAAAAUCAGCUCUGACUGUGAAGUUCCUCACAAAGCGUUUCAUUAGUGAAUACGACCCAAACCUCGAAGAUACGUAUUCAUCAGAGGAGCUCGUCGACCAGCAGCAAGUUCUGGUUAAAGUGAUGGACACGGCCGAUCAGGAAGGACCAGUGAACUGUGAUCGUUACUUGGCGUGGGCCAGCAGCUUCCUCAUCGUCUACAGUAUUGAUAACCGGCUCAGCUUCGACGUGUGUCAGCAGUACGUGGAGGCCGUGACUCUGUACACCAGGGGCCUGCAGCCAGAGACGCCCAUAGUUUUAGUGGGUAACAAGGUGGACAUGGAGAGAUACAGACAGGUGAGUAAGGCCGAUGGCGAGGCCCUCGCCGCCCGGCUUGGCUGCCGGUUUUUCGAGGUGUCCGCCUGUCUGGACUUCCUGUCGGUUCAGCAUGUUUUCCAUGAAGCAGUUCGAGAAGUGAGACGAGAGGCAGAAAGAAACCUCUCACACCAGCCUCUUUAUAUCAGUGAGGAAAAAUCUGCCAUCAGUCUUUCAUCCAUCUCCGUCCUCUCGCCCUGCUAUAAAGAGCUGCCCACACCAACCACAGCCAAACUGGUGACUGUCAAGUCCUCAAGGGCCCAAAGUAAACGCCGGGCCCCCACACUGACCCUCCUCAAAGGAUUCAAGAUCUUCUGAUUUGAACACUGACCUCUCAUGGUAGUUACAUGAACACAGGAUUGAGAAGAUAAUCAGUGUAUUACAUGUAUGGAUGUUUGUUUUUGGAAGAACCGGCUGUGGUCUCAGUUCUUUCUUUACCAUGAAGAAGUCAGAACAAAGAUCAUAAACUCCAAGGAAAUUAUAAGAUCUUUUAAUUGGAAUUAGGCUACAGGGUUCCAUAUUGUUUAGUGUAAUGAUUGAAAUGGGAAUAAAUCUUUGUAAUUAUUUCAAAUUUGCCAAUGAACAUGUCCAAAAUUAAAACAAUAUCUGAUAAUCUGAUCUGCUGGGAAGCUACUGAGCUCUGGCUGAAAUUCCACUGUUGUGAAAACCACACAGAAAUUUAAACUAUUAGAAUAAAACCUACAGGAACACUGCUUGUACUGUGGUGAAUCUGUGAUAUUGUGAGAGUAUUUCUCUAUUUUUCUGUGACUCCAUCAAGUACAGGGAGAGUAUAAAUCAAAACCUGACUAAAGAUUUUCCUACCCUGUACAUGAGUCUCUGUAGAUACACCAACUGAUAUUUAGUUUUUUAAAUAGGGUUAGAAUUAUUUUCCAGCACAAUUCUGAAAGGUUGUUUUUAUUUCAGUGACUUAUAAGAAUCUGUGUUCGGCAGUAAAUCAGAGUGAAAUGUGUGUGAUUAAUAUUGAUUUUACCUGUAAUACCUUCCUCCACCAGCAGGGGGAGCCGCAGGUCAACAAACUGUAACUCCGGACGAACUACAGAUCCCAGGCGCCCCCGCGCUCAUCAGUGCUAAUGCUAAUCAGUGCUAACGCUGAUGCUAACAUUGAUGCUAAUGCUGUGCAGCUAAACUGAACGCUGUAUUACUGUAGUUUAGUUUAGGACUGAGUUUCUGUUGUACAGUUGUUAUCUGUGUUGUAGCUGCAAUUAUUUUUCUAAAAUAAAGAAAGUUGAAAGUUGUCAGUCA